AUGGCAAGGCGACAACGGCGUUUUGCAGAAGGGAGUUGCGGCGUCGUCUUCCCCCAUAGGCCGUGGAUCUGGCAUGACGGACGACCUCUUCCCCCGGCCGUGAAUCUAGCCGGUGGCUGGCCUCUUCUGCGGAUCUCGCACAGCAAGGCCACUGCGCUCGAGAUGCUCGAAUGGCGCAUGGUGGCCAUGGUGUCUUGCAUUGGCGGCUCGCCUUGCCCAGCAUCUUGUGGCGCCAAUAUUGCUGCUAGCCUCCAAGUCAGUGAUGUCGUGGAGGUGUUGUGCGCCGAGGACGCCGUGCAGGCGGUGCAGCGGCGGCGGACCCAUGCCCGGCGCUGCUACGGGCCGGCGUCCGACGCCGAGUUCCUGCGCUCCAUUGCCGACAAGACGCCCGGGAGGGACGACGAUAAGGAGGAGGCGAUGAGGAGGAGGAGGCAAGUGUACCUCAAGAGCUAUGCCUUUGCCACCAAGGGGGAGGCCGCCGAGGCCAAGGGUAAGCCCGCCGGCCGAGGAGGUCCACGUGCCCGCGUCGACGCUGUCCUGCCGCCGACGUUGCUCCGGCGCCGCAAGACUACUCACGAUGAUGCAACCUGCAGCGGCAACAAGACCACGACCGCUGCUAGCUCUAGCUUCACUUCCAUCUCCAACCCCAGCAGCAUGUGGUGCCCCAGGAACGCGGGCAAGGUGCUGUCCCAGCUGCUCACUCGCCUUGUUUCCUGCGCAUGCAACCCUGGUGCUGCUCCGUCUUCCGCCUAG
This is a messenger RNA of Miscanthus lutarioriparius, 753 nucleotides long. Lineage: Eukaryota; Viridiplantae; Streptophyta; Magnoliopsida; Poales; Poaceae. The record is from the annotation of a GenBank genome assembly.